Messenger RNA from Recurvomyces mirabilis, 3198 nucleotides. RefSeq lists its product as uncharacterized. Lineage: Eukaryota; Fungi; Ascomycota; Dothideomycetes; Mycosphaerellales; Teratosphaeriaceae. Gene Ontology annotation, molecular function: glycosaminoglycan binding; N-acetylglucosamine-6-sulfatase activity. Bases 1 to 3198 code for a protein of 1065 amino acids. The transcript is spliced from 6 exons. The record is from RefSeq and is a predicted model, not a curated record.
AUGGUCACUGUCCAGCUCGCCGUGCAAACCAUCAUGCGCUACUCCCAGUCUACCCCAUCGCUGUUCGCGGGAUUAUCCUACCUGUCUGCUGCUGUUGUCGAGGCACAAGGUGGAUACUAUGGCUCUGCUCCGCCUGCGACGUCGUGCAAUGCCAGCAACACCACUGUGGAUCUGAGCUGGCAUGCUCCUGUCAAGUCCAACAUCAAUGAUCUGGCGGGAGUGAUCAAUGGUACCGGCAUUUAUGGCUUCGUCUUCAACACCAGCCAAGGCCCGCUCAAUACCUAUGACUGGUGCAACAUGCCGCAUACGAAUGUCAAGACCUAUCCCAAGGUCAAUGACAGCAGUCACAAGCUGGAAUAUGUGGAGGUCAUCCAUCGCCACCACAAGCGAACCCCAUAUGCGGCCAACACCUUCCCAACAGAGGGCUAUGCAUGGGAUUGCUCUGACGAGGGUCUGUUUUAUGGCGGUAAGCCCAUCAACCCGUAUGGUAACAGCUCGGUGAGCAGUUACUGGCAGGUCUACACAUCACCUUCCAAUCCUCUCGUUCCGGAAGGCUUCAAUGGCACCUGUCAGUUCCCACAGAUCACUCGUGGCGGACUGGACGACAGCCACCAGCACGGCGUGGAUUUGAAGGCCGUCUACAGUGGCAUGCUCGGCUUCAUCCCAGAGCAAUAUAAUCCCAACCUCGUCUCUUACCGUGUGACAAACAACGUCAUUACCUCACAAGUUGCUAGCAUGCUCAUCGCAGGCAUGUACCCGAAUCGUGCCAGCAAGGACACUCCGCUCCUCAUCCAGCCUGCCAGCAUUGACUCCCUUGAACCAGUCUACACCUGCACAGCCGCUAGUCGCUUAUUCAGCUCUUAUGGUUCCGGCUCUUCCUCACCAGCAUGGAAGAUUCACCUCAACGAUGCAGCAAGUCUGUAUACUCGCCUGGAUGCCCUCUCUGGCGUUAACCCAAACGCAAGCGGGUGGCACAUGUCUUUCGACCACUACUUUGACAAUCUAAGUGCACGUCUAUGCCACAACAAGCCGCUUCCUUGCAACAUCGUCAACACAACCGACUGCGUCACCGAAGCCGAAGCUGAAGAGGUCUUCCGUCUAGGAGAGUAUGAGUACAGCUUUAUCUACCGCGACAGCAACCAGUCCCUGCCUGCCAGCGUGGGAAGCUACGGCAUCUGGAUUGCUGAGCUCACCCAGAACCUGAGACAUGCCAUGGGCCAAGGACCGUCUAGUGUGAACGCCACAUCCCAACAGAUCCGCUACAGACACAACGUAGCUCACGACGGCUCGAUCUCUCGCCUGCUGGCUAUUCUGCAGAUCGAACGAAUGGUCUGGCCAGGCAUGGGCUCGGAAGUUAUCUUUGAGCUGUAUAGCAAGAACGGCUGUUACUUCUUGCGUGUGUUGUGGGGAGGUCAGAUCAUGAACUCGAGCAAUCCUUCGCUGGGUCGUCUGGAUAUGGUGCCUAUCAGCACGAUCUUGGCAUACUUUGAUGGAUUAGUCGGUGUUGGUGCGAGCAAGAUUCCAGGCAUCUGUCAGACGCCGGCCUGUGCUAGUAAUGGCGAGGGAUAUUUUGUGCUCAUCCAGAUCAUCACAGGUGGGUACCCCAAGUUCGCCUCCCAAGGUUUCAAUUCUGCGUACCUUCCUAUCUGGCUGAAAGAAGCAGGUUAUGAUACCUACUACAUCGGCAAGCUUUUCAAUGCCCAGACUGUGGACAACUACCACUCUCCUCAUGCCGCUGGCUGGACCGCAUCCGAAUUCCUCCUUGACCCUUUCACAUAUGAGUAUCUCAAUGCUACACUUCAACGGAAUGAAGGCGAGACACAUUUCGAUCCUGUCAGCUACGAGGGGCAAUAUAGUACCGAUAUCGUUGCUGAGAAGGCCUAUGGCUUUUUGCAAGACGGGCUGAAAGGCUUUGAGCAGGAUGGCAAACCUUUCUUUCUUGUGGUAGCUCCCAUUGCACCGCAUACUAAUGUGCACUUCAACGAGCACAUCGAUGGCAACUUUAGUGAGAAUUCAGUCGUACAGUCGCCACCUGUGUCUGCUCAAAGGCACGAGCAUCUUUUCGAGGACGUCGUCGUUCCAAGGAGUCCACACUUUAAUCCUGAUGAGCCAAAUGGUGUAUCGUGGAUCUCGAGGCUUCCAAAGCAGAACUCCACAAAUGUUGACUCCAACGACAUCCAUUACAGACGAAGGUUACAAUCACUCCAAGCCGUGGACGAGAUGGUCGACGGUGUUGUGACCCGGAUGAGCAAGGCUGAGAUUUUGGACGACAGCUUCGUGAUCUACACUACUGACAAUGGCUACCACAUCGGCCAACAUCGGCUACAGCCAGGCAAGCAGUGCGCCUUUCGAGAGGACGUCAACAUACCACUCUUCAUUCGUGGUCCAGGAGUAUUGAAUGGCAUCACCUCGAUCUAUUCAUCCCAUAUCGACCUGGCACCCACUAUCAUGAAGCUUGCCCAUGCCGAAUUGCCGUCAGGGACUGUAGUGGGUGAUUUUGACGGCCAGCCUGUACCACUCACUUACGAGGACUUCGACGAGCACAACGAUACCGUACAAUCUGAGCACAUGGAUGUAGAGAUGUGGGGCAUCAUAAUGUCAGAGGGUAAUUAUGGAAGCGUGCUAUAUCCUAAUCAUACUUAUAAAGCUCUACGCCUGGCUGGAAACGACUACUCCUUUCUGUAUACUGUGUGGUGUAGUGGCGAGCAUGAGCUAUACGACCUGACGAACGACAUGUAUGAAAUGCACAACCUCUACCAACUCGGUCACUCCACACUCUUCACCUUCAACGGCAGCAGCCAUGAAGCUACGGAUAAAUUGCAUUUCGCGACGCCUGACGAUUUCCCGAACGUUAGUCUCCUGAGCUCCUUCACAGCCAACAGUUCGCUCACGCUAUCAUCAAAUCCUGCCACUCUUUCACGUAUCAUCGCUCGUCUCGACACUCUGCUGGUGGUCUUGAAACUAUGCAAGGGUCGGCAGUGUACUCACCCCUGGGAAGUCCUCCAUCCAGAUGGCAGUGUCAAGGACUUACACGCUGCUCUGGAUGAAAAGUACGAUCUUUUCUACGAAGUCGAGCAAGAGCGCGUGAGGUUCGACAAGUGCGAGACGGGGUACAUCAAGGAGGUUGAAGGGCCGGGCGGCGUGAAGACAUGGGAUGGCGAGCUGAGGGGAGGUGCUAGAUGGCAGGACUUGACGUGA